This is a messenger RNA of Drosophila melanogaster (fruit fly), 577 nucleotides long. RefSeq lists its product as uncharacterized. Bases 16 to 387 code for a protein of 123 amino acids. The transcript has 3 exons. NCBI's taxonomy places the organism in Eukaryota, Metazoa, Arthropoda, Insecta, Diptera, Drosophilidae. The record is from RefSeq and is marked reviewed.
AUCUGAUGAUCCGUCAUGAAGCUACUGCUGUUGGCGGUGAUUGUUGCCCUCGCUUGGCUUCUUAUAGAGGCUGGCAAGACCAGGACUAAGAACAGCUCCUGUCUGGUGAAAAACAAAUAUCCCCCCGAAUCUUCUUGUAGAUCAUCGCAUCGGGAAUUCUUUGCCUUUCACCGAGUUCUAUUCGACUGCAUAAAGGUGACCACAAAUUGCCGCAAGAUCUACAGGAGGAAUGAGUUCCAUAGUUUGCAAUCGUGCAGAGAUGCAUGUCACUACCACAUGGCUGAACCAAGUCCGCCACCACCCCAAAAUGGUACGACUUCUGCACCUGGAGGUGCCUCCGGAGCGCCAGGAGACGCUCCAGCAGCUGAAACGCCAGCUGCAGCGUGAUCUUCAGGAUCGGACACAAAAAAGAUCAAUUUAAUUAAAUUCCCGCAGAUAUUUGAAAUAACUUAUAGAGAGCAUUGUGAUAAUUUCAAUUCGGUAUUUUCUGUAUAUUUAAUCACUGUGUGUGCACCGCAUUACCAAUUUUUUUUUGCCCUCGUAUUUACAACUACAUGAUUUGCAAGACUCAUAAUAC